ACAAGCAAGUAUUAAUUGUCAAAGAGCAAUUGUCAGUCAAGAAAUUUAUGUUGGCGCCAAUCUUUGCAAUUAGUUUUUUUACUUCCAUCACUGUUUUAAUUUUUAUAUUUUUUUAAUAUCUAUGAUUCUGUAAAAAACCAAUUUUUAAUUAAAAUAAAAUUUUGAAAUGAACUCUUUGCAGGCAUUACAAGAAUAUAUUAAGACUAAAGAUAAUUUUAGAAAUUUUAUCAACGGCUCAGAAGUGCCGACAGUAUGUAAAUCUGAACCGUGUAUGUUAGGGGUGGACGAAGCAGGUCGUGGCCCAGUUUUAGGUCCAAUGGUAUAUGGAGUCGCAUAUUGUCCAAUAAAUACGAAGAAAAUAUUAGAAAAUCUUGGUUGUGCAGAUUCAAAAGCAUUGACUGAAGAGAAACGAGAUGACAUAUUAACUCAAAUUUUCACAGAUGAUGCAGCAUUGAACAAUGUUGGCUGGGCUUCAGAAAUAAUAUCACCAAAUUAUAUCUCUAACUCAAUGUACAGAAGAGCUAAACACUCUUUGAAUGAGGUAUCAAUGAACUCUGCUAUAGAUCUUAUUAAAAAAGUGCAUUCUUCUGGUGUAAAUAUCACUGAAGUUUAUGUAGACACAGUGGGCCCACCUGAAAAGUAUCAAGCAAAACUGUCAGAGAUAUUUCCUGAAUUUAAAAUAACUGUAGCAAAAAAAGCUGAUUCUAUAUAUCCUAUAGUAUCGGCAGCGAGUAUUGUAGCGAAAGUGACAAGAGAUCAUGCACUUAAAGUUUGGAAAUUUCAUGAAGACCUGGAAAUGGAUCACACUCAGUUUGGAAGUGGUUACCCUGGAGAUCCAUUGACCAAAAAGUUUAUUCGAGAGCAAAUUGACAAAGUAUUUGGUUACCCACUUUUAGUGAGGUUCAGUUGGUCGACAGCAGACCAUAUGUUGCAAGAGAAAGCAGCUACUUGUACAUUUGAAGAAGUUGAUGAAGAGAAUCCUAAAAAGAAGGCCAGUGCUGGGACUAAGUCAAUCAGUUCAUUUUUUUCUCCUAAAUUGGAGAGUAAUGGAAAAAUAAGAAAAAGACAUAAGUUCUUUGAAGAAAGGUGUUUAAUAGUGGGUAAUAAUGCUUUUGACUGACAAGAUUAAAGUGAUAGGUGUAAAUAAAAUUAAUAAAUAUUUUGUGAAA
Molecule: messenger RNA, 1169 nt
Organism: Galleria mellonella (greater wax moth)
Lineage: Eukaryota; Metazoa; Arthropoda; Insecta; Lepidoptera; Pyralidae
Product: ribonuclease H2 subunit A
Exons: 5
Coding region: 167-1120 (317 amino acids)
Biological process (GO): DNA replication, removal of RNA primer; mismatch repair
Cellular component (GO): ribonuclease H2 complex
Molecular function (GO): RNA-DNA hybrid ribonuclease activity; RNA binding
Source: RefSeq, a predicted model, not a curated record